UGAGUGGAACAAGGGCGGAUCUUACAUUUAGCCGACGCCAUGGCAACAGAAGCUAAGCUAAUCUGCUAAAGGCUUGUAACAAAUAAGUUUUAUGAUUGUCAGAAACUAGAAUGUAAAGGCUACCGUGUAUGUCUCUUUGGUGUAUAUUGUAUAUUAUUUGAAUUGAUAAUUUUGGGGGCACCGCUGCUAAUCGAAACACGUUAACACCAUGGUUAACACUCUGUUCAAACUUAUCUGGGACUAACGUUACGCAGGACUGAAUAAUUAUUUCUCACAGUGUGCUGUAUCAUGUAUGUGUAUCUACCGGUUAAAUGGCGUUAAAUGCCUUAUAGCGUUGAAACGUUUCAGAGUGCGUGACAAGGAAGUCGGGGAUUGUUUAUGUUAACUUUAUUUCUCCCAUAUAAUUUGACUAACAACAAAAGCUGUUAUGAGUCCUGCCGUCUUGCGUUCAGCAGCCGCCGCAGAUGGUCAGCUGAAGUUCAUCUUAAAAAAUUAUUAGCUAAACUAUUUAUCCCGUUGGAGGUCUGGCCAUGUCCGCGGAUCACUCAGCGACACAGACCGGGACACACGGCCUCCUCCGUGGCCAGCGCACCCGGUCCUACGGCAGCCUAGUGUCUUCUUCAUUAUCACCCGUGAGACAAAGACGAAUUGAGCACAAAGUUCAGCCCGGGGAAACUUUGCAAGGACUAUCACUGAAGUAUGGCGUGUCUAUGGAGCAAAUCAAAAGGGCAAACAGACUGUACACAAAUGAUUCAAUAUUCCUGAAGGAGUCUCUCUUCAUCCCUGUAUUGCUGACAGAGUCUGUGUCUUUCACUAAUGGAGUGGAAUUGACCGAGGAGGAGACAAGUCCUGCACAAACACAUACAGAGAUUUCUAAUGAGACCCCAGAAAGCCAAACAGACUCCAGGAGAUGUGAAGCAAAUGCUGAUUUGUCACCGGUGGAGUACCUAAAAAAAAUAGACAGCUUGAUCAGUCAGUCAAAACAAGCAGCUGUGAAGACCUGCCAGGAGGGAGAGAAACAGAUCUCUACUAUGGAGCAACUCUAUCACAGCAAUCUGAAGUCCAACACUGUAUCCUCCCAGCAGGCCACAUUGGGAGCUGUUCCCAUGACCAUCACCAGACAUACCAGGAAUUUGAGGGAUAGGGAGGAUGAAUUCUUCCAGCUCUGAUGUAGGCUCUGGUGUAGGACUCCUUUGACUGUUUUCUUUUUUGUUUUUUUAUAUAUAGAUAUAUAAAUGGAAUGUUUUAGAGGGCUCCCUCUUCUGGUUUCAUGCCUUUAAAAUGUGAUGGUGAUUGUUGGAGUGAUUUGCAAUAGUCCUGUUUUUAUAAAAAGGCUACCAGCUUUAGACUUGCACACAUAGCACUGUAAAAACACAAGCCUGAUGCCUAAAAGUAAUAAUGUAAAUUAUAAUUCUGCUGUAACCAAAUUUUUGGUGGACAGUUUUAGGUGUGAUGUGGAUGACUGCAUUUGAGGAAAAGAAAUCAGGAAUGUAGCUUAAAAAAUAGUUAAUUUGCUAAUUAAUAUUUAACACUACCUCACAAGUAAUUGAUAGAAGUACUACUUUUAGGAAUAUUGAACAAGUAUUUGGGAAUGUGCCAUUGGACAGCUGCAUCUCAAUGCAUAGUUUUGCACUGCAGUGAAUGUAAUAUGAAACCGAUUAAAUGCCAUAAACACAAACUGAUCUUGGUCUUUUAACCUGGUCUUUGAAAUCUUGAGUGGUAAUCAGUGUACAUAAAGAUGAUCUAAUGGUACGCUUACAUGACAACAAUGUACUAAAAAUGAAAAAAAAAAAAAAAAAAAAUUCUCAAAUUUUUUCUUUUCUCACUGUGGAUCAGACACCUGUGAGAUCAAAAGCGGAACGGGUUUCACACUAGUGCACGGUGUUGCUAAUAAACUGGAUGUAAUUUAAA
Messenger RNA from Pimephales promelas (fathead minnow), 1911 nucleotides. RefSeq names its product LysM, putative peptidoglycan-binding, domain containing 1 (gene lysmd1). NCBI's taxonomy places the organism in Eukaryota, Metazoa, Chordata, Actinopteri, Cypriniformes, Leuciscidae. The record is from RefSeq and is a predicted model, not a curated record.